CCCAUUGGUGGACGCGAGCUGCGUUAUCACAUUUGCGAGAAAAUCCUAAAAAUACUUGUCCCCGUGGUGUGCUUCGAAAGGUUACGUAUCGAGGAAGCCCGUUGAGGUGUAGGCGCCGACGAAGACCCCACUUCUUCCGACCCAAACGAUAACCGCCGUGCGGAAUCGAAACCGAGGAGGUGAAGCUGCGACUAUCACGUUUCGAAGAUCCAACGGCUAAACGUUUCAUCGAACACGACACCGCCGACUCGCUGUGACGCUACGAAGACGGCAGCAAGAAAACACCGGUGCGUUUAAUUAGUGAUACCUUCACGUUACGACGUGCAACGAACCGACAUGAUGGGGGACGUCGGGGCACACGCCGAUGGCUACAUGGAACAGGAAGAGGAGUGGGAGCGAGAAGGGCUUCUGGACCCGGCAUGGGAAAAACAGCAGCGCAAGACCUUCACAGCUUGGUGCAACUCUCACCUGCGCAAAGCUGGCACACAGAUCGAGAACAUUGAGGAGGACUUCCGGAAUGGACUGAAGCUGAUGCUUCUCCUGGAGGUGAUCUCCGGUGAAACGUUGCCCAAGCCCGACAGGGGCAAGAUGCGGUUCCACAAGAUCGCCAACGUGAACAAGGCGCUCGACUUCAUCGCCAGCAAGGGCGUCAAGCUCGUCUCCAUCGGUGCUGAGGAAAUCGUCGACGGAAACGUCAAGAUGACCCUCGGCCUCAUAUGGACCAUCAUUCUGCGUUUCGCCAUUCAGGACAUUUCUGUUGAAGAAAUGACUGCUAAGGAAGGUUUGCUGCUGUGGUGCCAGAGGAAGACUGCUCCUUACAAGAACGUCAAUGUGCAGAACUUCCAUCUCAGCUGGAAGGAUGGUCUGGCCUUCUGUGCCCUCAUCCACAGGCAUAGGCCCGACCUGCUGGACUACGGAAAGCUGAAGAAGGAAAACCCCCUCGAGAACUUGAACCUGGCAUUCGAUGUUGCUGAGAAGCACUUGAACAUUCCCAGGAUGUUGGAUGCCGAAGAUAUGAACAGCACAGCAAUGCCUGACGAACGCGCCAUCAUGACUUACGUUUCUUCCUACUACCACACGUUUGCGGGAGCACAGCAGGCUGAAACUGCCGCUAACCGCAUCUGCAAGGUUCUGAAGGUGAACCAGGAGAACGAAAGACUGAUGGAAGAAUACGAACGUCUUGCCAGUGAUUUGCUGGACUGGAUCCGCCGUACCACCCCGUGGUUGGAGAACCGCACCACGGACAACACCCUUCCCGGCGUGCAGAAGAAGCUGGAGGAGUUCCGUGCGUAUCGCCGUACCCACAAGCCUCCGAGGGUCGAACAGAAGGCCCGGUUGGAGACAAACUUCAACACGUUGCAGACGAAACUGCGUCUGAGCAAUCGGCCCGCUUAUCUGCCCUCCGAAGGAAAGAUGGUCUCGGACAUUGCCAGUGCAUGGAAGGGGCUUGAGACCGCUGAGAAGGGAUUCGAAGAGUGGCUGCUGUCUGAGAUGAUGAGGCUUGAGCGCCUGGACCAUCUGGCUCAGAAGUUCAAGCACAAGGCAGACAUCCACGAGGAAUGGACCCGCGGCAAGGAAGAAAUGCUUCAGAGCCAAGACUUCCGUCAGUGCAAGCUCAACGAAGUGAAGGCCUUGAAGAAGAAGCACGAGGCAUUCGAGAGUGACUUGGCAGCUCACCAGGACCGUGUGGAACAGAUCGCUGCCAUUGCCCAGGAGCUCAAUGCCCUGGGGUACCACGAUGCUGCGUCUGUGAAUGCUCGCUGCCAGAGAAUCUGUGACCAGUGGGACCGUCUUGGAACGCUCACUCAAAAGAGGCGCAGUGCUCUUGAGGAAGCCGAACGUGUUCUGGAGAAGAUCGAUCACCUACACCUUGAGUUUGCCAAGAGGGCUGCUCCCUUCAACAACUGGCUCGAUGGAGCUCGCGAAGACCUCGUUGACAUGUUCAUUGUCCAUACAAUGGAAGAGAUUCAGGGCCUGAUCAAUGCUCACGAGCAGUUCAAGCAGACACUGGGUGAAGCUGACAAGGAGCACAAGGCCAUCGCUGGUCUUGCUCAGGAAGUGCAGAGCAUUGCCACCCAGUAUCACGUGCCAGGUGGUAUUGAGAACCCCUACACUACCCUCAAUGCGCAGGUCAUUACCAACAAGUGGACUGACGUGAAGCAGCUGGUACCAAAGAGGGAUCAGGUUCUGCAGACUGAAGUGAUGAGGCAGCAGUCAAACGAAAGGCUGCGUCGCAAGUUUGCUGAGAAAGCCAAUGCUGUGGGUCCCUGGAUUGAACGCCAAAUGGAUGCUGUUGCCGCCAUUGGCAUGGGCAUGCAGGGAUCACUCGAAGAUCAACUGCGUCGUCUCCACCAGUAUGAACAAUCUGUCGUCCAGUACAAGCCACACAUGGAUGAACUGGAGAAGACUCACCAGGAAAUUCAAGAGGCCAUGAUCUUCGAAAACCGAUACACUCAGUACACGAUGGAGACCCUGAGAGUAGGCUGGGAGCAGCUGCUGACUUCUAUUCACCGUAACAUCAAUGAAGUCGAGAACCAGAUUCUGACGAGGGACUCUAAGGGCAUCUCCCACGAGCAGCUCAACGAAUUCCGUGCCUCGUUCAACCACUUCGACAAGAACAGGACGGGACGCUUAGCUCCGGAGGAGUUCAAGUCCUGCCUGGUCAGCCUUGGUUACAGCAUAAGGAAUGACAGACAGGGUGAGGCAGACUUCCGCCGCAUCAUGAGCAUCGUCGACACCAACAACACUGGCUACGUCCAUUUCGACGCGUUCUUGGACUUCAUGACGCGGGAAAGCACUGACAGGGACACCGCCGAGCAGAUCAUCGACUCCUUCAGGAUUCUUGCUGGAGACAAGCCGUACAUCACGCCGGAUGAGCUGCGCCGUGAGCUUCCCCCCGACCAGGCGGAGUACUGUAUUCAACGCAUGACCCCCUACAGGGGACAUGGAAGCGUCCCCGGAGCUCUCGACUACAUGUCCUUCUCCACAGCCCUCUACGGCGAGAGCGAUCUCUAAGCAGAAGAUACCUUGGAGUACGACUAGCGCUAAUUUAUUUACCACCACACUUCCCAUCUCUGGGUCGGAAGAAGAGGGGGGGAAGCUGUUCCUAGAGUUGGGCGUUCUCCGCGAAAGUUACUAGUUUCACUGCUUUUUAAAUAAUUUUUUUUUUAGGUUCUCCAGGGAGAUGGGAAUGCGAUACUUAUUUAAGCGAAUUGGUACGAAUACAUUUUGAUAUAUUGACAAGCAAAAUCUCCAACAAAGUUUAAAAUAAGAUGGUAAUUCUCACAAAUAUGACAUUGGGCAGAGGUUCACCGAAGCACGUCUCUUGGUUGUGGCGUCGUCUGCUAAAGCUGCGUCUGUUGUGGUACAUAACUGCUUUCGGUGAACCUUCUGGAUGCAUUGUUUUGUGAGGAGCUUUUGAGGAUGUCAAACUAUACCUUCCUCAAUUGACAUUGGUGAACCUGGGCUGGGUUGACCCAUAGCUAGACUGACCAAACAGUUGUUGCUUUUUUUUUCUUCUCUACCCGAUAUUUAUGUGGAGUGUUCGAGGCUACCUGUAAGAACACGUGAGAAUACACAAUGAAAUUUGCAUCCGGGCUGACGGCUUCUAUGCAUCUUCAAAAUAUCUUUUGCCGUGUGUGUGUGGGUGCUGGAGCAAUACAACUGCCAAAUCAUCUCGUCGACCACGGUACACAUACGUCAAGCAGUCUACCGCAAGUGCACCUUCUUUUUCUAAAGACUUUUUACCGACGGACUUUUUAAGGACAUUUAUACACUACGAUAGUUUGGGGGGGUAGAACGUAAAAUCCGUUGUACACUUUGUGACUUCCUCAAGCCCAAGUUUUUCGUUUUUUUCUUUUCUCAGAAAUGAGGGAAUUCGAGAGCCUUUCUUUUUAUUUCAGAAUGUGUUUUUCUUAACCGUACACUAGUCUAUAUUGAUAUAUUUACCAUGUAACAAACUGAAAAAAGAUGGGUGUCCCAUUUUCGGUGGCCCAUGCAUAUGGAAGAGUUUACACGCUGGUCUAAUUUAUGGUUUAUGACACUACACCAGCAAGACAAUGGAUUCUGUGUGCGUAUGUGUGUGUGUGCAUGAGUUUGUGUGUCUGUGCAGGAAACUAUUUCUGUUCUUCAGGAUCGAAAUUAGAUUUUUUUUUUUUGUCUUGCAUAAUAUGUGCAAUCAUAUCUGUAAAAAUAAAAUCCACUAUGUGCCAAUACCUACCAUACUAGAUGCAUUGCUGCACUGCUUAAACAAUUUCUUGUUUUGUUUGCAAAGAAAAUAGUCAAAUUUGCUGGGCUGUAGUGCUUGACUGCAUGCCUACAAGUUUGGGAAGGGUCAGACUUUAUUCUGGUCUGCGAAGGUGAAGUGUCAUCUCCUGUUCACAAAGAAAAUAAAUUCAGUGUACACAAGA
Messenger RNA from Ornithodoros turicata, 4409 nucleotides. It is a transcript of the gene Actn, whose product is annotated as alpha-actinin. NCBI's taxonomy places the organism in Eukaryota, Metazoa, Arthropoda, Arachnida, Ixodida, Argasidae. The transcript is spliced from 21 exons. Gene Ontology annotation, biological process: muscle cell development; actin cytoskeleton organization. Gene Ontology annotation, cellular component: cortical actin cytoskeleton; cell junction; Z disc. The record is from RefSeq and is a predicted model, not a curated record. Gene Ontology annotation, molecular function: calcium ion binding; actin filament binding. The coding region runs from base 337 to 3015 and encodes 892 amino acids.